Molecule: messenger RNA, 2640 nt
Organism: Crotalus tigris (Tiger rattlesnake)
Lineage: Eukaryota; Metazoa; Chordata; Lepidosauria; Squamata; Viperidae
Gene: SELE
Product: selectin E
Exons: 15
Coding region: 165-2183 (672 amino acids)
Biological process (GO): response to cytokine; heterophilic cell-cell adhesion; leukocyte tethering or rolling
Cellular component (GO): external side of plasma membrane; membrane
Molecular function (GO): oligosaccharide binding; sialic acid binding
Source: RefSeq, a predicted model, not a curated record
GCCAGCAAUCAACAAGGGAAAGCUCUAGAGUGUAAAUUUAAAGUUUGAGUUUGCAGAAGACAACAAAACAGCUACCCUGCUGCUCUAACAUUCCACAGUUGCUAUUGACACUGCAGCACUACCAACAAGAAUUAAGAGAGGAUUUUAAGAUUGUUUCUGCUGUGAUGAAUACCUUUUACAUUUUCUCCAUUAUUUGCUAUGGACUUUUAUUAUUUAAGGAUAGCAAUGGCUGGACAUACCAUGCAUCAGAGGCAAACAUGAAUUAUGCUGAAGCAGAGAAAUGGUGUAAAACCCAUUUUACAAAUCUGGUUGCUAUUCAGAAUAAAGAGGAAAUUCAUUACUUAAAUGCAACAUUUCCCAGUAAUUCAAAUUAUUACUGGAUUGGUAUCCGAAAAAUUGAGAAUGAAUGGAGAUGGGUUGGAACAAACAAGCAACUGACGGAAGAAGCUAAAAACUGGGCUGAAGGUGAACCAAACAACGGAAAAAAGAAUGAGGACUGUGUUGAGAUCUAUAUAAAACGAACAAAAGAUUCAGGAAAGUGGAAUGAUGAACCAUGUUAUAAAACUAAAAGAGCUUUGUGCUAUAAUGCCUCUUGUACUCCAAAUUCCUGCAGUGGUUGUGGGGACUGUAUAGAGACAAUUAACAAUUACAUCUGCCACUGUAACAAAGGUUUCUAUGGACGUGACUGUGAACAUGUAAUUACUUGCGAUCAACUGGAAGACCCAGAUCAAGGUAUCUUUACAUGCAAACAUCCAAUACAGAAUUUUGGCUUUAACUCUUCUUGUGAUGUUCAGUGCAAGGAAGGUUACAAACCGACUGAGAUGGAAUCAAUAACAUGUACCAAUUCUGGAAAAUGGUCUGCACCAUCUCCAUCCUGUAAAGUUGUGGAAUGUUAUGCACCACAGAAGCCUAUGCAUGGUUUAUUCAACUGCUCCAACCCUUCUGGAAAUUAUGCCUGGAAUUCAUCUUGCAAUUUUUCUUGCGAAGAAGGUUUUGUUUUGAAAGGCCCCGAUAUGCUCCAGUGUGGAGCAUCAGGCAAAUGGGAUGGACAGGAGCCUACAUGUGAAGUGGUGAAAUGUCAAGCAGUGCCUCAGUCAGAAGGAAGCCUUAUGAAUUGUUCCCAUCAUGAUACAGAACUGAAGUAUAAGUCAACCUGUGAUUUUGCUUGUGCAAAGGGUUACACUUUAAGAGGAUCACCCCAGAUUCAGUGCUCAUCAGAUGGGCACUGGAGUCAGCCAAUUCCUGUUUGUGAAGCUGUGCAUUGCAGUGAACUACAACCUCCAGUUAAUGGCUCCAUGAGCUGCUCUGGUCCUUCUGGAAACUCUGCCGGGAAUUCAACCUGCAAGUUUGCUUGUGAAGAAGGAUUUAAACUUAAUGGAUCCAGUGAACUCCAAUGUGAUGUUUCUGGACACUGGGAUGCUUUAGAGCCAGAAUGUGAAGCAGUAAAAUGUGUAGCAGUGCAGCCUCCUGAAAUGGGAAUAGCCAAACAUUCUUCAGAUGACACAAAUCCAAUUUUUAAAUCAGUCUAUGAAUUUACUUGCCUGGAGGGUUACAUGUUGAAAGGAUCAUCCCGCAUUCAUUGUUCAUCAAAUGGUGAAUGGUCUGGUCCAGUUCCUAAAUGUGAAGUUGUGGAAUGUUAUGCACCACAGAAGCCUAUGCAUGGUUUAUUCAACUGCUCCAACCCUUCUGGAAAUUAUGCCUGGAAUUCAUCUUGCAAUUUUUCUUGCGAAGAAGGUUUUGUUUUGAAAGGCCCCAAUAUGUUCCAGUGUGGAGCAUCAGGCAAAUGGGAUGGACAGGAGCCUACAUGUGAAGUGGUGAAAUGUCAAGCAGUGCCUCAGUCAGAAGGAAGCCUUAUGAAUUGUUCCCAUCAUGAUACAGAACUGAAGUAUAAGUCAACCUGUGAUUUUGCUUGUGCAAAGGGUUACACUUUAAGAGGAUCACCCCAGAUUCAGUGCUCAUCAGAUGGGCAUUGGAGUCAGCCAAUUCCUGUUUGUGAAGCUUUUCCAGCACUUGGGAAAUUCUUAGCAAUUGGUAUACCAGUCACUGGGCUUUCGAUCCUAUCAGUGAUAUUGUUCAUUAUCUGGGUCCAAAAGAAUCUUCAAAAAAAAAGAAAAUCAUUCACUCUUACAAGCAGUUUUUCGAGCCUUGAUUCAGAAGGUAGUUUCCAAGCUCAAAUCAUUUAAUCAACCAGUAAAUCUGGACGUCUCUGAAGUGAUAUCCAGCCACACCAGGGAGAAGCCUGUCCAACAGGGAUAAGGGAAGGUUCCUUGAGGACAGUGACUUGAGAAGAAGCAAACUGUCCCACCACAACAAUCCUGUUCCAAUGCUGGCAAAAUAUCAAGGAAGCAUAGAAGACAUCCAAGGGGCAUGGGAUAUGUUCCAGCCUUGUGCUCAGUCCAACUGAGGGUAUAUUCUGUCCUUAGAUAUUUUAGGCUCUGAUAGCUGCCUUCCAUUUCUGUAAAUCUAGAACAAAGAUGAUGGCAAUUUAUUCUCUUUUAUAAAUCAUACUUUUCGCGUAUUGAAAACGGUUAAAGGUGUAGGAGAAAGUGGCAAGAAGGUGACAAGCAUCAGGGAGAAAGCAGAACUACUCAAGUCAAUGGAACUGCAUCUACAUGGAGGGAAGUGUGUAGUGGGGUGCCA